CGCGUGUGAACCGGCGAACUCAUGGCUGCUCCGGCGUCUCUCGAGCUCGAUGGCCAGACUGGAGACACGGAGACAGAGGUGCUGCAGAGUGCAAGGUGGCUGUACUGUGGAGAGCCUGACGACAGGCAGAAAGCUGUGCUGGUCCAGUUCUCCAAUGGGAAGCUGCAGAAUCCAGGCAACAUGCGCUUCACCUUGUACAACAGCAGCGACUCGGGAAACCCCAGGCAGAGGAGCCACCGGAUCCUGGCAGCUGAAACAGACAGGCUCUCCUAUGUUGCAAACAACUUUGGGACUGGUGCCCUCAAGUGCAACACUCUUUGCAGACACUUUGUGGGAAUUCUGAAUAAGACCUCUGGCCAGAUGGAAGUAUAUGAUGCUGAAUUGUUCAACAUGCAGCCACUGUUUGCUGAAGAUGCUAUUGAGCCUCCGCCUCCCUUGGAGAAUCAGAACAAGACUUUCAGGGAGAAGUUGGAUUCUUGCAUUGAAGCCUUUGGAAGCACCAAGCAGAAGCGGUCCCUGAACUCCAGGAGAAUGAACAAAGUCGGCAGCGAAUCUUUGAAUCUCACAGUCGCUAAAGCUGCGGAAAAUAUCAUCGACACGAAGGGGGUGAAUGCUCUGGUCAGCGACGCCUUGCAGGAUGACACGCAGGAUGACUCCCUCUACCUUCCUCCCUGCCACGCUGACGCAGCCAAGCCUGAAGACGUGUACAGAUUUGAAGACAUUCUGUCCCCAGCUGAGUAUGACGCUCUGGAGAGCCCAUCUGAAGCCUUCAGAAAGGUCACAUCAGAAGACAUACUGAAGAUGAUUGAAGAGAACAGCCACUGCUCCUUCGUCAUAGAAAUGCUGAAGUCUCUGCCAUCAGAUGAGGAGAGUCGCGACCGGCAAGCCCGAAGAGUCUGGUUUCUAGAUGCCCUCAUCAGAUUCCGAGCUCAGAAAGUGAUAAAGGGGAAAAGUCCCCUGGGCCCUGGGAUCCCCCACAUCAUCAACACCAAGCUGCUGAAGCAGUUCACCUGCCUGACGUACAACAAUGGCAGCUUACGGAACUUAAUUUCGAGCUCUAUGAAGGCCAAAAUCACUGCAUAUGCAAUCAUACUUGCCUUGCAUAUAAAUAACUUCCAGAUCGACCUGACUCUGUUGCAGAGGGACUUGAAACUCAGUGAGAAAAGGAUGACUGAGAUAGCAAAAGCCAUGAGGCUGAAGAUCUCCAAAAGAAAGGUGUCCCUGGCAGAUGGCAGGGAAGAGGAACACAGACUAGGCACUCUGUCUGUCCCACUGCCUCCGGCCCAGACCUCAGACCGCCAGUCAAAGCGGAAGAAGAUUCAGUAGGUGUUUCCCAGACCAGAGUCACUUCUGUUGGAAAGGAAGCACUGGACCUUGUGGAACAUCCCUAUAACUCAGGAGACUGGGGCAGGAGGAUUGUGAAUUCUGGCCUGUCUGAGGCUCUCCUGUGCUCCACCACACACCCCUGAGGCCUCACUUCAGCGUGGUCAUCAGCCAGAAGCUAGCAUUCCAGUUGGGCCUCUCUUAUGCAGAGAUUAAAGUGGUGGCCCAGGUUUGA
Psammomys obesus (fat sand rat) is the source of this 1558-nucleotide messenger RNA. It is a transcript of the gene Polr1e, whose product is annotated as RNA polymerase I subunit E. The record is from RefSeq and is a predicted model, not a curated record. Gene Ontology annotation, cellular component: RNA polymerase I complex. The transcript has 12 exons. NCBI's taxonomy places the organism in Eukaryota, Metazoa, Chordata, Mammalia, Rodentia, Muridae. Bases 22 to 1326 code for a protein of 434 amino acids. Gene Ontology annotation, molecular function: DNA binding. Gene Ontology annotation, biological process: nucleolar large rRNA transcription by RNA polymerase I; transcription elongation by RNA polymerase I; RNA polymerase I preinitiation complex assembly.